UAGGCUUUGUUUGGCCAUGCGAAAUUUGUAUUUAUUUUGGUUUUAUUUCUGUUGCGUGUCUUGCCCGUCGAUAUAAAAACGGAAGGACGCUUUACAGAACUCGCUGGAUGUGUUCCGCAUAUAUCCGGUAUGAAUUGAAGCUCCUGGGCUGCAAAAUGGUAUUCGGUGAAGUUACUUGGUAGUUGCGUGGACAACGAAUGCAGCUGGAGUGUAAUGGCGUGAAAUGGUUCAGGCGUUAAGCUUUUCCCAAGAAGCUUUUUAUCGUAUCUUUAAAUUACACCGCGACUAGUAUCAUUGUUUAUUCGGUUUUCAGCCAUUUACAUGGCUGGGUAAUUUUACAGCACGGAUUCAGGUUAAGUGUGCACACCUUUUAAAGGUACAAAAGCAGAGAUAUCAGACUACACGCUCUUACCCAUUGGGCUUUUAGUGCAACGUCACUGAAGUUCAUCCAAGUAUCCGCUGUAUAAAUAACGUGUUUAUCUCAACACGCAAAGAACACAAGGCACUCAUUUAUUAAGCAUUAUAAUUUGCAUCUUAUUUUAAACUUUAUGAUCAGCUUGAAUGAUUUUCUGUGAAUUUGCGGGGAUUGAAUAUUUUCACCCACACGUCAGGGUCGGACGUUGGCCGAUUGAGUUGGUCCGCGCCGCGGCCGGUCCUCUUUCGGCACGGGGAGCCCCGCGCCCCAUGGUCGGGCGCCCCACCCCGCGCCGGGACCAUGCUGGCUCCGCUGCUGCGCAGGAACGUCUCACAGAGGCUGAGCAUCAUCCUGCUGGCGUUCGGCUUCGUCUGGGGCCUCAUGCUCAUGCGCUACACCCUCCAGCAGCCGCGCCACCAGAGCAGCGCCCAGCUGCGGCAGCAGAUCCUCGACCUCAGCAAGAGAUACGUCAAGGUGCUCACCGAGGAGAACCAGAACGCUCCUGGGCCGCAGGGAACCUCCAUGGCUGGAUACGCUGACCUGAAACGGACCAUUGCCGUUCUGUUGGAUGACAUCCUGCAGCGACUGGUCAAACUCGAGGGCAAAGUGGACACGGUGAUGAACGGCUCGCUGACGAACAGCACUCACAGCGUCGGUGGGCUUCCUGUUCCCGCCCCCGCCACAAGGCAGGAGAUGCCCCCCGUGCGCCCGGAAUCAGCUGACAAGCCAGGCCAAGGGAGAUAGCCUGCUUGCUCCGAUUGGCUAUCGCUUCAUAUCAACGCCUCCUGAUUGGCUGAAUUAUGUGCUUGGCAUUUUUUCUCACCGAAUUAAUAGACAUUGUUUUGCUCCAGCAUAAAAUGUGACUUUUCACGUUGCGUCAACAGCACCUUUUGUGCCCUUACAAUAGAAGCACAUAAUAAUUGUCAGUAACUCCGCACUUCGCAACAGCCACGCUGUUUCGCAAUCAGGACGGCGAAUGCUCCAAAUAACUAUACUCCUCGUGUAAAUAUGUUGGCCGCACCUGUGGCAUCUUUCUAAAUAUCUUGUACUCGACUGCAGCCUGUUGAAACACUUGUCUUUCAGCAGCUGGGUGAUCAUGAAGGCAGCCGUCGUCAUGUUAUAGUCCUAAAUUAUAGCAUUUCUUAAAUUAUGAAUGAUAUCCAAAGAAUUUCAUUUGCACUGUAUGCAGAGGAGCAAUACGAGCAUUACUUAGGUUUAUCCGUGAUAAACGUCGUAAAAAGUAGAAUGUACAUUUUAUCAAGUUAUAUAUACACAUAAUUUAUCCUUAGAGGGGUUGAUCUCCACUUGCAAAACAAGGCUAAUUGAGGCGAAUUGGUUAGUGUGUGAAAUCAGAAGCCGUAAACAUUGAAGCCUUGUGUUUUUUGUUUUUUUUAAACGGCUUCUGCUCACUGUUACACAUUGAUAAUUAUUGCAGUGGAUACACAGACACCAGCUUUAUGCAGUGUGUUUUUUUUAAAUAAGCAUGUGUUCAUAGAGAACAGUACUGCCUUUAUACAGCUGAGGUUUGCCAGUGUACAUUUCAGGCCAAUAAUUAAAGGUUGUUCUCAGGAAAAAGGAAAAAAAAAAAGUAAUCAAGUAGAGGGGAAAAGAAUUAACAAACCACACAUAUAUCAGUAAUCAAGCCAUUGAUAAGUAGCUGCUUUCUUGAAUUAAUAUCUUUGUAGAGAGCUAAAAUUAUAUAGAAUCUAAUGUUAUGGUUUCUGUACAAUUGUUUUAUGUUUUAUAGACAUUAGAUGCCAAUGAAUAAGAUGGAUUUAGCCGGUAACAGUUGUCUGUAUCCAUGAUUUGUCUAGUUUUACCUCCGAUGGCUUUAAAAAAUAACUGCUUUGGCUGCUUCAGGCCACCAUACUUAUUCAUGUUUAUAAUAUUCCAUUAUACAUGUGCUAAUCACUGUUUUGUCACUUGCUGUGUUUUCAUUUCAUGUACAAACUUUGAAUACAUCUGUUUGGCAGUUUUUGUUAAGUUGUCUCUUUGGAUCAUUAAAGCUAUUUUAAUCAUUUCUAA
This is a messenger RNA of Paramormyrops kingsleyae, 2440 nucleotides long. It is a transcript of the gene ccdc126, whose product is annotated as coiled-coil domain containing 126. The record is from RefSeq and is a predicted model, not a curated record. Gene Ontology annotation, cellular component: membrane. NCBI's taxonomy places the organism in Eukaryota, Metazoa, Chordata, Actinopteri, Osteoglossiformes, Mormyridae.